This is a messenger RNA of Penicillium canescens, 429 nucleotides long. RefSeq lists its product as uncharacterized. The coding region runs from base 1 to 429 and encodes 142 amino acids. The record is from RefSeq and is a predicted model, not a curated record. Lineage: Eukaryota; Fungi; Ascomycota; Eurotiomycetes; Eurotiales; Aspergillaceae. The transcript has a single exon.
AUGCGCCGAUUUCCUGACCUGUUAGUGCAAAACGUGCAAAAUUUAUUCUGCGAGGCUGGCUGUGAACCGAAACUAGACACCUGGGACAAGUAUGCAAAGACCGCUGUUGUCGAUCCGAUAUUGGAGGAUGCGGCCAGAUACUACGAUGCUCCAGAGAGCAAGCAAGCGCUCAUCGAUUCGUCUGAUCAGCUUUUUCAAGCAGUCAAGACCAAGUGUGGCAACAAACUCAGUGGUGCCCAUUUCUGUGCUCACCUUGAGUGGUUACAGCCUUUCAUGGACUGCGCUAAGUCCACUGCGGUUCCAAACUGGAGCAAAUCUUUGCCCAAGGUGCUGUCAUACAUGUCAGAGCGCAACUGCAAGAAUGCAAAUGAAUACCUCACAAGCACCCGGCUGUGGGAGCACGAUAUCCCGAAGCAUUUCUCCAAAUGA